Molecule: messenger RNA, 1229 nt
Organism: Brassicogethes aeneus
Lineage: Eukaryota; Metazoa; Arthropoda; Insecta; Coleoptera; Nitidulidae
Source: the annotation of a GenBank genome assembly
UAGUUUAGUUUGUUUUAAUCAAUGAAACCAAUUUUGGUUCCGUAUUUAUAAAUAUAUAAAUAUAUAUAUACCAACCAAAACCCUAAAUUUGCAACGUUGCCGCAGUCUAGAUAAAAAAAAUGAACUUUACCAUAGUCGAUAACUUCUCUACAGUUUUUCCCCAUGACAACAAAAUAUUGUCAAUUAAUUUUAAAUUUUAAAUGUUAAAGAUGCUUUCAUAUUUUCAAGCAUUAAUAGUAUUUUCAAUCUUUGAAUUGAGCCUCAAGGCUCAAGAAAUUUUCGUCAAAGAUGACUACUGCAGCUUAAACUGUUCGGCUAAGGGAAAUCCAGAUGUACCGAAUUAUCUUUGCAAUAAUCGAUGUCGUCCUGAUUACUACUGUCAUAUGGAAAAACUGGACGCGGGUAGGCGUCAAGUGGUCGUGGACGCCAUGAACUUCUUCAGAAAUUCAAGAGCUGAAGAGGAUUAUUUGCCCGACAUUACUGCCGUCAACUACGACUUAAAGCUGGAGUAUUUGGCGCAGUGUAUUAACAACCAGGUUGCAGGCACUGGGGACAUAUGUACGCGAUUACCCUAUUGGCCGCAGCCAAUCGUAAAAGAUAUAUAUUUCAAAAACCUAACUUACUACAAUUCAAAGGUAUUUUUAGAUAUUUUUGAUCAGAUAGAAAUAGAAAAAAGAAUGGAAUACGAAUGCGAUAUGCAGGGUGAGAGAUGCGAUAUCAUGAAAAAAAAUAACAAUAAAAUCGGUUGUUCAUUCAACACUCGGAAGUAUACUGCAUCUCGCAAGGUGGAGUAUUAUCUUAUGUGCGUACUUCCAGAACCCAUACUUCCCGAUGACCUCUGGAAUGAUGGGCCGCCGGCCUCAAAGUGCUCCGCAGGGGAACCACCCAACGAUGAAUAUCCGAACUUGUGCGGAAAAUCCUUCCCUGCACCGCGCGUGUCAUCUUACAUUGCGAUCUGGCCCGAAGGAGGCCAAUCGGAAGAAGAUUACUUGGCAUCAAAGGAUGUUGCGGAUGAAGUAUUUGUGGAAGAAGUAGAAGAAGAAUUUAUUCCUGGAUUUACAAAUAAAUCCAAAACCCCCAAAAACAGCACAUCAGCCAGUACUCGUUCAGAACACUGUUUGUUAUUGAGUAUUUAUAUAUCGUCGAAAAGCUUCUUUUUCUCAAUGUACAUGUUUUUAUCACUGACUGUAUAUUAUAUUAAUUUUGGCCACAAAAACACAAAUAAUUAA